This is a messenger RNA of Amphimedon queenslandica, 3318 nucleotides long. RefSeq lists its product as uncharacterized. The coding region runs from base 11 to 1045 and encodes 344 amino acids. Gene Ontology annotation, molecular function: nucleotide binding. The record is from RefSeq and is a predicted model, not a curated record. Lineage: Eukaryota; Metazoa; Porifera; Demospongiae; Haplosclerida; Niphatidae. The transcript has 6 exons.
AAUUUCAAUAAUGGCUGUCAUCAGGCUUGGACUGAUAGGGUGUGGGUAUAUAUGUAAAACUCACCUCAAAGCAUUGAAGGAGCUCAAUGAUCCUUCCAUUGCAGUAACAGCACUGGUGGAUAUUAAUAAAGAAGCAGCUGAAUCUGCCAAACAAUUGCUACCAGCACCUCAAAACUGUCAAGUGUAUGGUAGUGUAGAGGAAGCAGGAGAUGAUAGUUAUGAUGCAGCUGUUAUAAUGGUACCACAUCAUCUUCAUGUUGAAAUAGCUAGAGAGGUUUUAUCAAAAGGGAAGCAUGUCUUAUUAGAGAAGCCAUUAGCUAUCAGUAUUGAAGGAUGCAGGGAGCUAUUAGCACUAGCACAAAGCACUGAUAGAGUAUUUAUGGCAGCAGAAAAUUCUCCUCAUUGGCCUGAAGUUGUUCGUGCAAUACAGCUAAUAAAAGAGGGAGUGAUAGGAGACCCUUAUUAUGCACAAGCUAAUUAUUGGGAGGCUAUAGCAAAAGAGGAUUAUGAUGUUGGUGCUGUACCAAGCUGGGUCUACGAUCCUAAAAAAGUAGGAGGAGGUGUCCUAAUGGCUGGGGCAGUGCAUUGGAUAAGGCCAAUACGAAUGAUUUUAGGAGAAAUUGAUAAGUUGGUUGGUAUGACUGUCAAUGCGUGGGAUAGGAUGAAAGGAGAGAGUCUUGCUCAUGCUCUUGUUCAGUGUAAAAAUGGAAAGAAAGGAGUUCUUCAUUUUCAUUACAACGAUGUGCCAAAAGAAGAAAUACCUUUCUUUCAGAUAUUUGGACCAAAAGGAGAAAUUACAAUUCACGGCAAGUUUGAAGGUGGUAUUACAGUACAUACAAAAGAUAAAGUCACUACUGAUAAUUGUGGAGGAUAUUGGGGCUCUUUCAAGCCUCAAAUGGCAUCAUUUAUAUCAGCGUUAAAAAAAGAAGAGAAGAUAACAGAGGCUCAUACUGGAAGCGUUUCUGAAGCAGUGAAAGAUGUACUUGUUUCUUUAGCAAUUUACAGAUCAGUUGAAAAAGGAGGAUGGGAGAAUGUUGAUGUUUAACUCCAAAUGAACUGUAUGGUCAAGUGAAUACACAUGCACAUCUUGCUAUUUGCCCAAUUGAUUGUCAAUUUUUGUAAUGUGCUAGGUUAUUCAAUAACAGCAGGUGCUCAUUUGCAGUUAGCUUUUGUCCAUUAUCUGGUUUAUUUAGUGGAAGUAGUUAAUAGUUUUGUACGAGCAAAUAAAAGCCACUUUUCAGUAAACAACACAAUAUCUCUCUUUUUUAAUCAUGGAUAAACCAGAAAACAGUUAUGAUGUUCCUACUUUUGAAUUACAGCCGUGUGAUCUAAAACCACAAAGUCAGCCUGAUGUCAUUGAUGUUCAGCAAGGGAAUAAGGCAAAAGAGAAGUCACGCUGUAAAAUGUUUCUUCUGUUUUUUGUUCUACUUGUUUUGAUCCUACUUAUACAAGUUGCUCUACUUGUAUUGGUGCUUUUAGAGAAGAAGGCUGUUGAUUCCACAACUGCUAAUUUUUUGGAUGAUGAAAGGUGCAAAAAUUGCAAUGGAACAUUUCUAAAUUAUGCAAUAUUUGAUGAUCAACAGCUCUAUUUUGACAAAAGUUUAAAUUCUUCUGCAGAGCUGAUAGUGGAAAAGUUAAGCAGUUAUCAUUUUGAAACACAUUCUUUAGCUGCAAAUAUCAUGAACAUCAUGUAUAACCUGAGCAAUGAGCAGUUGUUGGGGCUACAAAAUAAUACUGAGAUCUUGAAAAAUGUGAUCGUUUCAUCAAAAUCGCGAGAGUUUGCAAGCAUUUUCACCUCUUUGUUGAAUCUGGAAAAUGGUAUGAAUUCCUCUGCUGGAGUGAUGAAUGAUGUUUCAAUUUUGGUUAAAAACUUGCUGGAACUUCGUAAUGAGACGACUUCUUUAGCCACAAAAACUGCCCUUAAAGUUGAGGAGAUUUUUAAUCUGGGCAAUGAGCAGUUGUUGGGAGUACAAAAUAGUACUGAGAUCUUAAAAAAUGUAAUUGUUUCAUCAAAAUCACAAGAGUUUGCAAGCAUUUUCACCUCUUUGUCGAACCUGGAAAAUGGUAUGAAUUCCUCUGCUGGAGUGAUGAAUGAUGUUUCAAUUUUGGUUAAAAACUUGCUGGAACUUCGUAAUGAGACGACUUCUUUAGCCACAAAAACUGCCCUUAAAGUUGAGGAGAUUUUUAAUCUGGGCAAUGAGCAGUUGUUGGGAGUACAAAAUAGUACUGAGAUCUUAAAAAAUGUAAUUGUUUCAUCAAAAUCACAAGAGUUUGCAAGCAUUUUCACCUCUUUGUCGAACCUGGAAAAUGGUAUUGAUUCAUCAGCUGGAGUCAUUGACAAUGUUUUAGUUUUGGUUAAAAACUUGCUGGAAGUUCAUAAUGAAACGUCUUAUUCUUUGCCGCUGUCAUGUGAACAAAUUAAAAACAAGUAUCCAAACACCCCAUCAGGUUACUAUAUUAUAGGAAACAGCAGUGUUUACUGCCACAUGGGUACACUCUGCAACUCAACCGGUGGAUGAGCAAGAUUGGCUUACCUUGAUAUGUCCCUUCCAACUGAAAAAUGUCCUCCUGGUUUCCAAAUGUACAAUACAGGUGGAGUUAGAGCCUGCGGUAGGGUCAACACAAAUACCGAUUGUCUCCCAGUGAUUUUUCCGUCUAAUAAUAUUAACUAUUCUGAGAUUUGUGGCCGUGUAGUGGGAUAUCAGCAUGCUUCAACUGAUGCUAUUGACCCUCGCUUUGGUGAUCACAAUGAUAUCAAUGGUCAUUAUGUUGAUGGAGUAAGUAUUACUCGUGGGUCUCCACGUCAGCAUGUAUGGACACUAAUGUCAGGACUGCAGGACGAAGGUACAAACAAUCAAAACCUAAAUUGUCCCUGUGCUGUAGGAGCUACAGUACCUGUUCAGUCAUUCAUUGGGGAGCAUUAUUUUUGUGAAUCUGGCAAUUCUAAUUAUUAUGCUUGGAGCUACAAUACUCUGUAUGUAGAAGAUCCACUCUGGGAUGGUAAAGACUGUGGUUCUCGUGAACUAGCUUGCUGUGCAGCUCCUGGUCUCCCAUGGUUCUACAGAAAUUACACCAACACAACAGAUGACUUUCUUGAGCUGAGGCUUUGCCUUGAUCAAAUUGUUUCAGAUGAAGAUGCUGCUGUUGGAUUUUAUGAAAUUUAUGUAAAGUAAUAAUUGCUACUGAACUGAAUUGCUUUUGUUUGCUUUUUUACAUGCUGCAAAUUUAUAGCCUUAGUUUAGUCAGAGAUACUAAAUAAUUUUAGCUAUGCUUUUAGUUUUAGAGUUUAGUUUAAGGAUUUUUUAGUUUGAUUUUUCU